AGCGCGAGCCAGUGGUGAAUCGGUUUGUUUACAUGCGAGGAGAGGCCGGGACACCCUCCACUUCCCACCUUAUUUUCUCGCGUCUCGUGCUUUGAUUCUCUUCUCUGACACCGCCACCUCCUUCUCCAAGGCCCCCUCGACCUACGGACUCCGAAAAGCAAGCCCGGGAGCCCCGCCGACUCCCAAGCAGCCCGAUUAAAAGACAUCGACACCCGCCUCGUCCUCCUCAGGGAAGCACCAGAACCUCGGCAGGGAAGGAGCCUCUUGGUAUCACACGAUGUCGUUUGUGGGUUUUCGUACCACGUCUCAGUUGGGCGUGAGACUCCUAGCCACACACACGCGUUGCCUCUCCUCCCACACAGCCAAGAUGGACCAGCGCGUGAUUACUCUGGAGAAUAUGAAUCCUUUGGUGAAGAAGAUGGAGUACGCGGUGAGAGGCCCUUUGGUCAUCCGCGCGACGGCCAUCGAGAAGGAGCUGCAGGCGGGGGGGAAGAAGCCGUUCAACAGCGUGACCAAGGCGAACAUCGGGGACGCGCAUGCCAUGGGGCAGAAGCCCAUCACCUUCCUCAGACAGGUCGUCUCCAUCUGCCUCAUGCCCAGUCUUCUGGACGACCCCAACCUCCCCGACGACGCUAAGAGCCGCGCUCGCCUCGUGCUGGAAGGAUGCAAGGGCAGCUCCCUGGGUUCCUACAGCGACUCUGCUGGCAUUGAGGUCAUCCGACGCCACGUGGCCGAAUACAUCGAGAGGAGAGAUGGCUUCCCCUCGUCCUGGGAGAACAUCGUGCUGUGUGCCGGGGCGUCGGAAGGAAUCCGAGGAACAAUGAAACUGAUGAUCAACCAUGAAAAUGGGGUGAAGCCUGGUGUCAUGAUCCCCAUUCCUCAGUAUCCUCUCUACUCUGCCACCAUUGCAGAGUUUGAUCUCCAUCAGAUUGGCUACUACCUUGACGAGUCUAAGAACUGGAGCCUGGACUUGGAUGAACUGAAACGUGCCUAUGAAGAGGCCAAGAGUGUGUGCACUCCCAAGGCCCUUUGUGUGAUCAACCCUGGCAAUCCCACAGGUAAUGUGCUUACAAGAGAAAACAUUGAAGGAAUCAUCAAGUUUGCCCACGAGAGGAACCUCUUCCUGUUUGCUGAUGAGGUGUAUCAGGAUAAUGUGUAUGCAAAGGGAAGCAAAUUCCACUCAUUCAAGAAGGUGUUGAUGGAGAUGGGUGAGCCCUACAAUAAAAUGGAACUUGCGUCAUUCAUGUCAUGCUCCAAAGGAUACAUGGGUGAGUGUGGGUUGAGAGGAGGUUAUGCAGAAAUCAUCAAUUUGGACCCAGCUGUGAAGGCCAUGUACCUGAAGAGCAUCUCGGCCAAGCUCUGUCCCACAACUUUAGGCCAGGCUGUAAUGGAGUGCGUUGUUAACCCUCCGAGGGAAGGAGAGCCAUCUUACGAGUCAUUCAUGGAGGAAAAGCAAGGCGUUCUGAGUUCUCUGGCCACCCGGGCGAAGAUGGUCGCAGAAACGUUCAACUCAGUGCCAGGAAUGAGUUGUAAUAUUGUCCAGGGGGCUAUGUAUGCGUUCCCACAGAUCAAAUUGCCAGAAAAGGCUAUUGAGGCUGCCAAGAAGGCAGGUCAGGCUGCAGAUGUGUAUUAUGCAUUCCAGCUUCUAGAGAACACAGGCAUCUGCAUUGUGCCAGGCAGUGGUUUUGGCCAGCGACCAGGAACCUAUCAUUUCAGAACCACCAUCUUGCCACAGCCCGACAAACUCAAAGUCAUGCUUGAGAAGUUCCAGGAAUUCCACACCAACUUCCUCAAGCUCUAUGAGUAAAUUGCUCAACCUGCUUGUCUGCUCAUUUACUGUAAGAAUCAUAAUGAUGCUCAUCCUCAAAAUUUUCACCUGGGAGAAGAGGAUUGAAUAUAAAUUAGCUUAAUGGUUUGGGGAAAUAUUAACACAUUUCAGCAACAUAUCUUUAACGAUAGAAGAGAGAAUCUAUUCUCAAGCUAUCGCAAGGAAAAAUAAAAACAAAAGCGUUGACUGUGGCUCAUAUCACUUACCUGUAAGCUUUGGCUACAGGGAUCACCUUUGCACAGCACAGCAUAUACUUGGAAUUGACGAUCAUAUGGGGAGUACAACUAAAUGAAGUUGAUUUCAGAAAUUGGCUUCACGUCCAUCAUUGUGUUUUUAAAACCUUUUUUUUUUCUUCUUUUUUCUAAGUUUUGAGUUAUGAUAUGCUGACAAGCACAAGAAGUUAUGACAGCUCUUUCUUUUCUUUUUUUUUCUCCUGUAUAAAGUAGUAUAUACAAGACACUGUUAUAUCAGCAUGUUCUAGUGCUGCAGUGUUAUUGUUUUGAAGAAUGUUAAUAUUUUGAGGUAUAUAAUUUCCCAUAGAUUUUUUCUCUCUUACUCGCAACACUUGGUAGUUAAAAGGUAUAAAUACAACAUUGAAUAGCUUCAAGUUGGAGUUGUGAUAUGGCCAAAUGUAUCAUUAGCCAGUUUUUAGAAAUUCUUUCUCAUUUCUCAAUUUCUCUUUAUCAUCCUUCCCUUCCACAUACACACAAGUAAAGUAAAUACCAAAUGAAUGAUAUGGCAAUGGUUUUCAGGAAAGCCUUGUAUUAUACUUGGUAGUAUUAUCCUAGGGAAGUUAUACAGUAUUGUAAUUGUCCAAAUAAAAGACAGGCCAACUAGGUAUACUAAAUAGACAUAAAGCGAAACUAGAUAUCCUUACUAGCAACGUUGGCCACAGAGUCAGGGAAAGUGUGCAUGUGUUUAGAAACGUGUAAGUGAGUAGUUAAUAAAUUUGUUUAAAUGUAAAAGAUAAAUCUGGGAAUAGCAUAGGUAAUGAUAUUUUUGUUGAAAUUAUUAUUUGAAGUUAUUCUCAAUUUAAAGAAGUGACAUACUCAUGUAAAGACCAUACAUGUCAUUUGAAAAUAAGAAUGAUUAACAAUUCUCACAAAGACGAUACUCAAGAGGUGUUUAAAAAAGAAAAGUUUUUGUGAUUACAACAAUUGCAAACAUGUACAAGCCACAUCAGUAUAUGCCCUAUACUAGCUCACCACUAAGGUGCACAUCUCACAUCUCACAAACUCACAUUCUCCAAAAGAAGAAUUGAAUGUAAUACUGCAGGGAACACAUAACUUCAAAAAAUAAAAAAAAUAAAAUCACACUAUUAACAUUUAAUACAAACACAAGUUCAUUAUCGGAGACCCAUAGUCCGUUUUCUUCACUUACCUGAAACGAUACCAAGCUGUGAUAUCCAUGUCUUGCUGCAACACGGAACCGAAUAGCGUGGGAAAAGUAAUAGUUGUAUUAGGUCAAAUAAAAAAAUAUAUGAUUAUUA
Molecule: messenger RNA, 3317 nt
Organism: Penaeus monodon (black tiger shrimp)
Lineage: Eukaryota; Metazoa; Arthropoda; Malacostraca; Decapoda; Penaeidae
Product: alanine aminotransferase 1-like
Biological process (GO): biosynthetic process
Molecular function (GO): L-alanine:2-oxoglutarate transaminase activity; pyridoxal phosphate binding
Source: RefSeq, a predicted model, not a curated record